UUAUGUUGUUAAUACAGAACCGCGGAUCAGUAGUACUGAGGUUGCUAUUAACGUCUUAAGUUCAGUGGUCCCCGGUGAUCCGGUUGCCCAGGAUGUAGUCAACCCGUUAUUUCCAUUUCUCGAAUACAGUCUUUUCAGAGAAAAUUAAAGAUAUAGAAAUUAUGAAAAGAAGAUUGAGUUUAUUUGACGAUGUAUCAACGAAAAAGCGAAUAAAUUAAGACAAUGCUCCUUUGACACUGUUUAAAAGCCAUGGUGGACAGUUUCAACCGGCAAAUUUUGCGUGUUGUCGUCGCACAAAUUUGCCAAUCUAUGGGCUGGGAUGCUCUUCAUCGAUCAACACACGAUACCCUUACAGAUGUUACGCAGAGAUACCUUGAAGAAUUAGGAAAAGUUGCUGGAUCAUACACGCAGUUGUGUAACCGUACUAAGCCUAACUUGGAUGAUCUUCACCUUGCCUUUCAAGAUACAGGCAUAGCCAUCCAGGAGCUGGAAAAUUUUGUGGCCCAGGUAGAUCCGCUCCAAUUUAUUCAUCCUUUCACGCCGUAUCCCAAGUGUCACCCAUGUCGCCUGAAUCAUCCAAGCGAGGGAGAUAUUGUAGAUCGAGCGGAGUUCUACUCCGACCAUCUGCCUCUCCUUCCAAAAACCUGUUUGGAACCUGCAGGUGAAAACAAAGAAUCAAAGACCAGUGAGGAUGCCGGGAUCACCGGUGAAGAAGAAAUUGAAAAGAUAAAACCAGUUCCUUUGAAGGAAACUAGUAAUGUUAUGGAGUUGAGUGAAAGUGUGUCAAUAAAGCGUCGAUAUAACGAUGGCGUGAUUGUUCAGCGUGAUGUUAAACGAUCUAGAUUCGAUAUUCCAGACAGUUUGCUACUGGAAAAGAAAGAAAAUUUAGACAAUACCGAUGGGGAAUCAUUAUCUCCUGCAACCCCUGUGUCACCUUAUCUUCCACAAGAGAUCCCCAAAGUUCCAGAAGUAUCAAAACAAGCAACAAAAGAGAAGUUGCUUUCGCCAAAAUCUACUCCACCGGAGACAAAGAGAAGAACAGAAGUUUCACUUACAACGAAAAAAGCGAAAAUAAACAAAGAAAAAAGCGGUUCGCCCAUCUCAGCGAAAGCAAGUCCAAAAACCCCAUUACUAUCCCCUACCAAAAGCACCAUUCCAGCUUCACAUGGAUCUCCUGUCACCAAAGUAAAGCCACUUCUGAAAGCAAAAUCGCCUAAGAUCGAAAAGAAACUAGUUACUAAACCUCCCGUUCAAAAUAGAGACGCUAUUACCGAUCUAUCUCCAAUGGCCAAGGCUGGCCUUUCCUCGAAGAAUAACACCAUUCACUCGAGAAAGGUUUCGCCCGAAAUUGGCGAGAAAAGAAAGGACUUCAGCUCUCCGAAGACGAAGGAAUCCAUAAAAUCUCUCAAAACGAAGGAAUACAUAAAAUCUCCUAAAACGAAGGAAUCCGUAAAAUCUCCUAAAGCGAAGGAAUCAAUAAAGUCUCCAAAAAUGAAGGAAUCGACGAAAUCUCCACAAAUGAAGGAAUUGACAAAAAGCAAGAAGUUUAUGGCCAAGGGUAGCAGCAAGUUGCCUUUGGAUGACGCAGAUGGUAGAUCAGACACUCCACACGUUAACACUCCCAAGUUAAUGAUCAAGCUUUUACCGAAGGCUGAAGAUACUCUCGAUUCAAAAGGUCCUGCAGAAAAAAAGACAAGCGUUAGCAGCCUUUCGAAGAGCCCGAGCACUCCAGAUUUGAAGGCAACCAAGGCGUUAAAAAGUGAACACCAUAUUAAGAGUGAGAAUAUGAUGGUUUCGAGUCACGCAAUCGACCCGAGCACUGCGAAAAAAGAACACAGUAAGAAGAAAAAGAAAAAAAAGGACAAAGAUAAGGAUAGACAAAAGUUGGGUCACAAAGAAAAACGAAAGAGCGAAAAAGGUGAACCGCCCAUUCCCAAGAUUCGAUUCAAAUUCGAUCAAACAGUCGAAUCAAAAAUUAGCGAGUCAGCUGCUUCGUCAAAAAGUCACAAGGCAUCUUCCAGCGAAUUAAAAUCGAAGCAGUUGUCAACGGUUGUGAUUGAAACGAAGGAAGUUAGAUCAAGUGUCAUUACAGAAACAUUAUCAAACACUCUUAAUUACGACCCCGAUCGAAUCUACUUGUGUCCAGUUUGCAAAAAACCCGACGACGGUUCGCCCAUGGUUGGUUGCGAUGGUUGUGAUGAAUGGUGUCAUUGGGCAUGUGUUGGGUUAAUAGCUGAACCUCCGGAACACGAAAACUGGUAUUGUCCUUUGUGUUUAUCAAAGAAAGAAAAGUCGAAGAAAGGAAAGAGCAAGAAAAAGAAAUAGACUCGUGCAUUAUCAUUUUAAAAUGUGCAGUAUUAAAAAAUUGUACAUGUUGUAUUAUGUUAAUAGACGGAAUGUUUUAGUUUAUAUCAUUGACUCCAUCAAUAGAUAUUUUUUUAUAGAUCAGUGUCGACGUCACUAUGGACUCGAUUGACAAGCUGCCCAUGCGCAAAAAAAUAGAUACUUGUCAAACAAAAUAAUGCUAUAAUUCCGUGUUCAUUCAAUUUCUUUGUAAAAUUUCUUUAUAGUAAAUUUCCUAUAUUACUUUGCAUGAUUUUGUUCAUAAAAAUAAAUAAUAAAAUGUGUAUGGUAGGGA
Xenia sp. Carnegie-2017 is the source of this 2638-nucleotide messenger RNA. RefSeq names its product transcription initiation factor TFIID subunit 3-like. Gene Ontology annotation, cellular component: transcription factor TFIID complex. The transcript is spliced from 7 exons. The record is from RefSeq and is a predicted model, not a curated record. Gene Ontology annotation, molecular function: protein heterodimerization activity. Bases 250 to 2325 code for a protein of 691 amino acids. NCBI's taxonomy places the organism in Eukaryota, Metazoa, Cnidaria, Anthozoa, Malacalcyonacea, Xeniidae.